Molecule: messenger RNA, 2702 nt
Organism: Sinocyclocheilus grahami
Lineage: Eukaryota; Metazoa; Chordata; Actinopteri; Cypriniformes; Cyprinidae
Product: UPF0505 protein C16orf62 homolog
Exons: 25
Coding region: 44-2494 (816 amino acids)
Biological process (GO): endocytic recycling
Cellular component (GO): endosome
Source: RefSeq, a predicted model, not a curated record
CUCUUAUGUCAAACACUUCGGGAUCAUAUGACACUGAUUGAACAUGGCUUCUGUUCAGUGGCACUCUCGGGCCCGUAAAUAUGAGGGUGAGUUGCAGAUGUGUCGUUUGGAGGUUUCAGCAGUGGAUUUCAGUGACUAUCAUCCACUUAAAGCAAUCACGGUGACAGAUUCUAAAGCUCGCCGUAGUGGGCGGAAAGGCAGCACUUCCUCCUCAUCUUCCUCCUCUAGUUCUGUGGCUCUGGAUCCACUCAGCUCAAUGUUGGAUGGGACCGACCCACUCUCUCUUUUCGCUGCGGCAUCUGAGACACCAACUCUCCCACACAGCAUCUCUGCUGGGGAGUUGGGACGUAAACGUAGGGAGAAAGAGGAGGAAGUGGGCUCAGACUUUGAGCCGUGGUCAUCUAAACGUGGAGAGAUCCUGUCUAGAUUCACCACCACAGAGAAACUGUCUAUAAAUCUCUUCAUGGGCUCGGACAAGAGUAAAGCAUCCAGUCCCAGCUCAGCGGUGUCAGAGAAGGUGCGCACUCGUCUGGAGGAACUGGACGACCUGGAGGAGGGCUCACAGAGGGAGCUGCUUAACCUGUCCCAGCAGGACUAUGUCAACCGCAUCGAAGAGCUCAACCAGUCUCUGAAGGAGGCCUGGGGUUCAGACCAGAAAGUCAAAGCUCUGAAAAUUGUCAUCCAGUGCUCCAAGCUGCUCUCUGAUACGUCAGUAAUUCAGUUCUACCCCAGCAAGUUUGUUCUCAUCAGUUCAGAUAUGUGUACAGGUAGCCUGGUGUAUGACAGGAUCUGGUCCAUAUGUGCUGACCCUCAUCCUCUACCAGAAUCGUUCUCCGCUGAUGAUGUGAAUGACACAGCCAAAGAGACGUGCCUCAACUGGUUCUUUAAAAUCGCCUCCAUCAGAGAGCUUGUCCCUCGAUUAUAUGUUGAAGCUGCUCUUCUGAAAUGCAACCGCUUCUUGACAAAAUCUGGGAUUCAGGAGACACUGCAGAGACUGACAGCGAUGAUCAGAGGAAUAGGAGACCCGCUGGUGGCUGUGUACGCACGGGCAUAUUUAUGCAGGGUGGGGAUGGAGGUGGCGCCGCAUCUGAAGGACAGUCUCAAUAAGAAUUUCUUUGACCUGCUGGCCUCGUUCCGUCAGAUUCAUGGUGAAAGUGUGCAGAAUCAGUUGGUGCAGCAGCGGGUGGAGAUUCCCAUCUAUCUGACUCUCUAUUCGCCUGCUAUACACUGGAUCCUGCAGUGUGUGGCAUACAGAGCACCAGAGGUUCUGCUAACAGAGAUGAUGGAUAGAUGCAAGAAGUUGGGCAACAAUGCUCUCCUGCUGAACUCUGUCAUGUGGGCAUUCCGGGCAGAAUUUGUUGCAAUGAGAGCUACAGACUUUAUUGGCAUGAUCAAAGACUGUGAUGAAGCUGGAUUUCCCAAGCACCUGUUGUUUGCGUCUCUGGGUCGCAGUCUGUCCUGUGCUGACCCUCCAGAGAGUGAGAGACUCUCCAUACUCAACGAAGCCUGGAAGGUCGUCACUAAAGUGCGCAGUCCAAGGGAUUACAUCAACUGUGCUGAGAUCUGGGUGGAGUUUACCUGCCGUCACUUCACGAAACGGGAAGUGAACACCGUUCUUGCUGACAUCAUUACUGUGAAUCAGUUAGCGAUGGAGACCAGAUGCGUAAUGAAAGGCAAUCACUCACGAAAAACGGCUUCUUUUGUCAGGGCAUGUGCUGCCUACAGUUUCAUCACCAUUCCGUCCCUCACCAGUAUCUUCAGCCGUCUCAACCUCUAUCUGCUGUCUGGACAGGUAGCGCUGGCCAACCAGUGUCUGUCCCAGGCGGAUGCGUUUCUGAAGGCAGCAGUCAGUCUUUUGCCAGAAGUCCCACGAACCAUCAGCAUUGAGGGUAAACAGCGGUCAUCUGAGCCCUUCCUCCUCGACUUCAUUAACAACUUCCUCUCCACACUGCUCGUAGUGCCGGAUCAUCCGGAGCAGGGUGUGCUGUAUCUGGUCCGAGGGCUGUUGAAUAUGGUGCAGGACUACACCUGGGAGGACAACAGUGACGCUAAGAUCCGCGUCUACAUCAGCGCUUUACCAUUACUAGCAGCAAUGAGCCAAGAAAGCUAUCUCUACACCAUUCCUAAAGUGGAUUCCAAUGAAACCCUCUAUGGAGGAGAUCCCAAGUUCAUCGCAGAGAUCAACAAGUUGUGUGAGACUCUGAUCGCUCAGGUUCUGGAUCAUUUAAAGGGUCUGGGCCGAGAUGAGGGAGUGCGCAGGCAGGGCAGUCUGGCUUUCUCUCUGUUUGGCUGUCUGUUGGCUCAUGGUGAUCUACGCAACAACAAACUCAAUCAGCUGGCUGUCAACCUGUGGAACCUCAGCCACAAGCAUGGCUUCUGUGACACGCGCACUUCGGUUCGGACUCUCGAGUACAUCAAACAUCAGGCACAGCUGGCAGACUUGAGCCAUCUCUCUGACAUGACUGCACGUCUGUCUCUGCAGUCCAGAGCCUGACAGACUGUCAGAAACCCUGAGAACAUUUGACAUUCAUAUAUCAAGUGUUAUUGAAAUGAUUACUAAAACGAACCUGUAGUUUCCUAUUGGUUCCCUCAAACUAGUCUAAAAUCUGAAUAUUUCUGAAUAGUAUUUGUCUAUGUCAGUUUGCACUCGUUUUUGUACAGUUUGUGUGCCUAACCAGGUAUUAUGUAAUAAAAUGCUUUAA